Messenger RNA from Sclerotinia sclerotiorum 1980 UF-70, 1041 nucleotides. RefSeq lists its product as hypothetical. Gene Ontology annotation, molecular function: nucleotide binding. The transcript is spliced from 2 exons. Bases 1 to 1041 code for a protein of 346 amino acids. NCBI's taxonomy places the organism in Eukaryota, Fungi, Ascomycota, Leotiomycetes, Helotiales, Sclerotiniaceae. The record is from RefSeq and is a predicted model, not a curated record.
AUGUCAGCCAAAGUCUUUCACAUUCCACUCAUUCUUGUUACUCCAUCCUUCAAUCUCCACUCAAUUGUCCAGCGAACCCCCAAGCCAAACGAUGAUGCCUCCAAAGAUCAUCCCGAAGCCAAAAUCUACAAUUCCGCAGAUGCGAUGUUUGCAGAUUCGGCAAUUGAUAUCAUUGUCAUAACCACAACUCCUGAGACACAUUACCCCUUCACAAAAGCCGCCUUACAAGCGAAUAAACAUGUUUUGGUUGAGAAACCAUUCGUGCCUACAUCUGCAGAAGCUUCGGAGCUUAUUUCUAUAUCCAAAGAGACUGGAAAAUUCAUUUGCGUAUAUCAGAACAGAAGAUGGGAUUCGGAUUUUUUGACUGUUAAGGCUUUGAUUGGUAGUGGCUCAUUGGGAAGGGUAGUUGAAUUUGAGACACAUUUUGAUAGAUAUAAGGGCGAGAAACCUGCGACCUGGAAGGGUACAUUAACCAUGGAGGAUGCUGGCGGUGUUGUGUAUGAUCUUGGAACACAUUUGAUCGAUCAAGCAUUUUGCUUAUUUGGCCUACCAAAGACAGUAACUGCAAUUUUUGCAAAUCAAAGAGCUGAUGGCUCGGCAGAACCAGAUAGUAUGACUAUUAUGCUGGGUUAUGGCGCGGAUGGACCAUUAGUAACCGCAAAGGCUGGGGUUAUGUGUGUGGAAGAAGAGCAAUUACGAUACUGGGUCCGAGGAUCACAAGGCAGCUUUAAGAAGUACCAUCUCGAUGUUCAAGAAGACCAACUGAAGGCCGGUCUUAAACCCGGUGAUGCUGGCUUCGGUGUUGAACCGGAAGAUAGAUCCGGGAGAUUGGUAGUAUUCGAGAAUGGCAAACCCAAGGGCAGCACAGUCAAGAACGUGGCUCCGCAGACUUAUGCCACUCUCUACCAAGACUUCGCCGAUGCUGUAGCUAGUGGCAGCGAAGAUGCUGUUCCAGUGAAGGCAAGUGAGGCUAGAGAUGUUUUGAAAAUUAUUGAGGCGGCUAGGGAAAGUGCUAAGAGUGGAAAGACCAUUUCGCUGUAA